UUCGGUGCCAGGUAACCCGAAUCCGAUUUAAUUCGGCCCGGUUCGGAUCCAGACACCGCCCCUGCUUCGGGUCUUCUUCCUCGGCGCGUGCGAUUCGAUCCCACCAUCUCCGACGACGACGGUCGCCUCUUCAAAUCCGUUCCAUCCGCGGAGCCGACGCUCGGUCCUUCGACGCCGCCGCUCGCUUUGAUUGAUGUCGUUAGAGAGGAUCGAAUGAAGCCUCUUCCGUUGCCACAUCCCCAUCAACCCUAGAAUUCGAAAUCCUCCAUUUCUCGUGUGAAGCGAUUCAACUCUUCGUUUCCGCGCCCGUUUCUGCUAGUGAUAAUCUCGAAAGGGGCCUUUGUUUCUUGCGCCAAUGGACGGUCGUGGCGAUCUGCCGAUGAGUUCUCGGCAUUCAAAUCUUAAGAAGUCCUUUAAGCUCGGCAUUCGUUCUCUUCUCACGGCCUUCUCCAAAGAGGAUGUGGAGAAAGCAUUUCCAACAAUUACCAAUUCUGAGAGAGAAAGCCUUUAUCUCAUGUUUGUACAGGUGCUUAAGUCAUUACAUGAGAAUAUAGAGGAGGAGUUCGAAUCUAUAUGUCAAGAGACAGAGGUAGGUAAGACUCUUGAUAUGAUAGAGCAACUUGUGGAAGAGCAUAACCUUGAUGUCCUUGCUGCAGAUAAGACAGACAUAGGAGGCAUCACAGAGAAGAUAUUAAAAGCAAAGAAGGAUGAAAUCCAAGACUUGACGAGUCUGUUGCAGAAGGUUGAUGAUUACAACAAUGUUAUGAAAGCUCGCAUUGAGUCGCUUAAGACUAGUCAGGAUCUCUCCACUGCAGACAUUGUGGAGCAGUUGAGAAGCUGGAAUGGCAACUUUGAAAAGUACCAUGGCAGCUUGAACGGGUGAAGCCAGUGUUUGGUGAAAAAUCCCACAUGUCAAAGCUUAAGCUAUGAGAGAAUCUUUCCAAUUGUUCGUCUCAGUUCCAGUGAAGGAAGAUUGAGCUUAAGAUUUGCUCCUUUGUUUCACUGUCACUGAUCAAGAAACAAGAUAUAACUAGCCUCUACAGAAUCUUUGACUACAUUUUCUAUUGCAAUUAUAGAUAAGGGCAUCAUCCUUACAGUUUGCAGUUGCAUCUUUUUCAUGAAUGAUUAUGAAGCUACAUUGGACUGCUGCCUUGACAGAUAUUUGCUUCUACUUGUUUGCUCAAUCAACUGCUGUACAUUUGAUGAAUAGGUGUUUGCUUAGAUCAACCAAGAUGUUUUCCUCGAUCAACAGUUGUAUUGUAAGUGUAUUUCAGAUAAGUGGAACUUGAACAAAGAUCUGUCAUGCAUAA
Molecule: messenger RNA, 1310 nt
Organism: Musa acuminata AAA Group (dessert banana)
Lineage: Eukaryota; Viridiplantae; Streptophyta; Magnoliopsida; Zingiberales; Musaceae
Exons: 9
Coding region: 356-883 (175 amino acids)
Biological process (GO): chromosome segregation
Cellular component (GO): MIS12/MIND type complex
Source: RefSeq, a predicted model, not a curated record